This is a messenger RNA of Bursaphelenchus xylophilus (pine wood nematode), 1114 nucleotides long. Lineage: Eukaryota; Metazoa; Nematoda; Chromadorea; Rhabditida; Aphelenchoididae. The record is from the annotation of a GenBank genome assembly.
AUGAAAGAGAAUGCACGGUGCGAAAGUUCGGGUUUUGGAUGUCGCACCCCCAAAUUCGGGUUUGUCGCGCGUGCGGAUGAAAUGAAAGAAGAAUGCACGGUGCAAAAUGUGUCAGGACUUUAUGUCGCGACUAGUAUUUUGCAUUCGAAAUUUCAGUAUCCGGUCGAGAUGUGAAAUGCCCGGUAUGCCACAAACGAAUCCCGUCGGACGACGCGGAAGUCCAUCUGGUAAUGUGCUUCACCCGUCCAAAGAUCGCCUACAAUGAAGAUGUUUUGGCAGAUGAAAAGGGAGAGUGCGCGAUCUGCCUGGAGGAAAUGAUUGUUGGCCACACAAUUGCUCGACUGCCAUGUCUUUGCAUUUAUCAUAAAAAGUGAGGAGUUUGAAAAAUGAUUAGCUGUGAAUUUUUGCAAAAAGAGAAUUGGGCAGGUUUUCGUGGUGGGACCGACGAACUAACAGUGACGGACCUGAUCCAGUAGCAAAAAACGUAUCAUUUAGUAUCCGGGAAGUAUCAAAAAAUGUAGCAAAAUCCUCCCUCUCCAAGUGAAAAAAAACUUCGUUUUGAAGGGCGCGCCCUUCCCCUCACAAAAUGAGAUGGCGCGCUUUUGAAAUCGGACUUUUUUCACUUGGAAAUGGAGGUAUUUUGCUCCAUUUUUUGAUACUUCCCGGAUGAAAAAUGGUACGUUUUUUGCCACUGCGUCGAGACAAAAAGUCCUGAUAAUUUUGCACCGUGCGGAUUUUGCGCGGUUUCUGUCGCACUCUAAAAAAAAAACGAUUUGUCGCUCCGAAAAAUGGGAAUCGCGCGCGACGUAAGGCAAAAACAAAGGAAAAUGCACUGUGCAAAUGCACUUUUUGGGUCAAAUGCACCGUGCAAAGCACUUCUUUUCGCGAUUUUCGCAGCGACGACCCAAAACGUUCAAAUCCGCACGGUGCAAAAUUAUCAGGACUUUUUGUCUCGAUAACUUGUUGAAGGGUGGUGAAACAGGUUUAAACAUGCAUCAACCGUCUUUUAACGUGACAUUGAGUGGUGUGUAUUCAACUUUAUUUCACUUUUAGAUGCAUCGACGAAUGGUUCUGCCGCAAGAAUUGUUGCCCCGAACAUCCUGGAGAUGACUGA